Molecule: messenger RNA, 1901 nt
Organism: Gymnogyps californianus (California condor)
Lineage: Eukaryota; Metazoa; Chordata; Aves; Accipitriformes; Cathartidae
Product: actin, cytoplasmic type 5
Exons: 2
Coding region: 171-1220 (349 amino acids)
Biological process (GO): mitotic cytokinesis; cell motility; axonogenesis
Cellular component (GO): membrane; axon; cytoplasm
Molecular function (GO): nucleosomal DNA binding; protein kinase binding
Source: RefSeq, a predicted model, not a curated record
AAACUUUCAAGACUCCUCAAUAGCCUGUCUCAUCUUAGAUCCCUCAGUACUGUUGUUGGGGCUCCCUAGUGUAUUAAAUCCAUUCAGACAUAUAGUGCAUGGGGGCAAGUGUCAGGGCUCCUUGAUGUUCCUGCUCUGUUCCCUCUGAGGAGGGACUCUGUGACAUCUCCAUGUCCCUGUUCACCUCAGGCCCGGUCAGCAUGGCGGAUGAGGAGAUUGCUGCCCUUGUGGUGGACAAUGGCUCUGGCAUGUGCAAGGCAGGCUUUGCAGGGGAUGAUGCCCCUCGUGCUGUGUUUCCCUCCAUUGUGGGGCGUCCCCGUCAUCAGGGUGUCAUGGUGGGCAUGGGGCAGAAGGACAGCUAUGUGGGGGAUGAGGCCCAGAGCAAGAGGGGCAUCCUCACCCUGAAGUACCCCAUUGAGCAUGGCAUCGUCACCAACUGGGAUGACAUGGAGAAGAUCAUGUUUGAGACCUUCAACACCCCAGCUAUGUAUGUAGCCAUCCAGGCUGUGCUGUCCCUCUACGCCUCUGGCCGCACCACCGGCAUCGUCAUGGACUCUGGGGAUGGUGUCACCCACACUGUGCCCAUCUAUGAAGGCUAUGCGCUGCCCCACGCUAUCCUGCGUCUAGACUUGGCUGGCCGAGACCUGACCGACUACCUCAUGAAGAUCCUCACGGAGCGGGGCUACAGCUUCACCACCACGGCUGAGAGAGAGAUUGUGCGGGACAUCAAGGAGAAGCUCUGUUAUGUCGCUCUGGACUUUGAGCAGGAGAUGGCCACAGCUGCCUCGUCCUCCUCCCUGGAGAAGAGCUAUGAGCUGCCCGACGGGCAGGUGAUCACCAUUGGGAACGAGCGUUUCCGAUGCCCUGAGGCCAUAUUCCAGCCCUCCUUCCUGGGCAUGGAGUCCUGCGGCAUCCACGAGACCACCUUCAACUCCAUCAUGAAGUGUGACGUGGACAUCCGGAAGGACCUGUACGCCAACACCGUGCUGUCCGGGGGUACCACCAUGUACCCCGGCAUCGCUGACAGGAUGCAGAAGGAAAUCACGGCCCUGGCACCCAGCACCAUGAAGAUCAAGAUUAUCGCCCCGCCGGAGCGUAAAUACUCCGUCUGGAUCGGCGGCUCCAUCCUGGCGUCUCUCUCCACCUUCCAGCAGAUGUGGAUCAGCAAGCAGGAGUACGAUGAGUCCGGCCCCUCCAUCGUCCAUCGCAAGUGCUUCUAGAGGGACUGCUGGCAGUCACCCCAGGGCUGUCCUCGCCAGGACGCGUGCUGGGGCAACCUCCUCCUUCCACGUUGGACCGGAAUCGUUCGACUGUUACUUAUUUUAUGUUUUAACUAAUUUGUUGAGGUACCGAGUAGUGACAUGUGCAUUUUAAUGGCCCGUUAGGCUGUAGUUCUCUUGUGGCUGGCUAGCUGCUCCUCUUCCUCGUGGCUCUCCGGGGCUUGGCAGCAGAUGGAGGGUUGUUCACUUUUACUAUGUAACACGGAUAGGAUGGCACUGAAGUUAGACUUGUCACCUUUAGGUUUGUCACAACUGACUCCUUUGUAGGUAAACAAAUAAACUUCUUAGGCUCAAAAACUAGAAGAGGUUAUUUUGCUUUCUUUCAGGGUGGGAUCUCGAUCUCCUUGCUUCAAAGAAUAAUUGUGUAAUACGUGGUUUUGGACUCAAACCUGCCCUGUAGCUGCCUGCUUAAAACUUAGGAAACAAAAUUUGGGGUAAAUGCUAUACAAGCCAUGUAAUGGCACCUUUUAAAGCUGCCUUGUGCUGCGCAGACCAUUUUAAGAACUGUUAGGGAGGAAAGCUUGACUGGUAUGUGGCUCUUGCAGCCUUGCUGUACUUUCAUGGUAACUUGGCUUUUUUUAGAACACAAACAGCUCUUCUUGUCAGAAAAAGUUGGUGCCU